Molecule: messenger RNA, 151 nt
Organism: Funneliformis geosporum
Lineage: Eukaryota; Fungi; Glomeromycota; Glomeromycetes; Glomerales; Glomeraceae
Source: the annotation of a GenBank genome assembly
GUACAAUAGUGAGUCAAGGUGAUUGUAAAAAUCCUUUAGAUUCAAAAAUUGAAAAAUAUGCAUAUAAAGAAAAAGUUAAAAAUCAUAAAGCUCAAAGGAUUAUAGAAGAUGAUAGAGAUACUUUGGCAAAAUGGCUAUAUACUAAUGCAAA